UCUCGCCACUAAACUGAAAGAGAUUCACUCCAGAAACUCGACAUUUUCGAAUUGAGUAGACACACACACCCUUGCCCAGGUCCUUCUGCACAACUCAGCCGAGCUGGCCGUCUGUGCGCCUGGAGGAGUUGCCUGCGUUCAGGAGACAGCUGAGGGAUGAGAAUGCGCGGAAAGGAGAAACGAGAACGUUUUUUAGCUUCAGGAGUGCGAGGCACUGGAGCGUUCGAUGACUGUCGGAUGCGGAAUUCUCAGAUUUAGCAAGAAAAGCCGUCGCCCCCGUCUUCCCCUGAUGAGCACCCGCGUCUCUCGUCUCCACUUCUUCCUCCUCAUAUUGAAGUCCCAAAUUCUUAUAUCGUCUAUGGGAGGAACGGCUUCUCUUGCUCUCGACAGACUCUGUUGCAUGCAGAAACCUCCCCCCGUGUCUGUACGCCUGACGCUUGGACCUUCUUUUGGAGAACUGAAUUCUUGAACUCUCUCUCGGCUCUCUCCACACAGACGCUUAGCACCCGAAGACGUCUCAUUUUCUUCUCUUCCUUGUCUGCUCCGUAUCUUCUUUUUCUCUUCGUCAGUUCAGUAGACACACCGAACAUGAACCUCACCCCACAGAGGUCGGUCCCAAUCGAGACUGGAGUUUCCCCGUAGCCUGUCUUAGUGAGGUGCUACUGCUCUUCUCACAGUCGCCGCCGCUUCGCUCCUGCCCCCGCAUCGGGUCCUCCUUCCUUCUCUAAGUAGCUGCUUUCUUUUCCUCUCCUUCUCCGUCUCCCUCUUCUCCGUCUCCACCUUCUCUGCCUCUUUUCUUUUUCUCGGUUGUCCAAGAUGCAUGCAUCGACGCGGAACAGUGCCGCGCGUUCGUCUUCUUCGUCGCUCUCUGCGUCGGGGGGCGAGGCAUCUCGAGUCGCCGGAAGCUCGGGAGUUUCGGGCAGACCAGUUCUGCAUGCGAAGAAGGCGAGCUUGCGGUCAACAUCAACUCGCUGCAGCAAGCCCCCGAACGGAGAGAAGAAGACUUCGCCUGACAACGAAAACGAGGGAACUCCGAAUACGCGCGAGGCUCCGCGGCGAAGCAGCGCCUCGCCGCGGGUGUCUGGACACCCCCCGGCAGAGCGGUCGGAGUCGCUGUCGGGCAGCCGGAAAGGCCAGACGCAUGCAGCGAAGCUGCUGAUGGAUUCGGGGAACUUGAGUCGGCGCGAGAGACCGAGAGACGAGCUCUCCAGAAAAGGCGGCGACGCGGCGUUCACACUACCGCCGACUGCGAAACCUGGUUGCGUCACCUCGGGAGCCGAGAAGAAACAAGCUACCGCCCUCGCCUCAUCCAGCCGCUUCUGCUGCUUCCUCGGCCUGGGUUCCGGAGGCGUCUACACACCGAAGCAGAGGCGGCCGGGGCAGGCGCAGACGGCGAAGGCACCUGCCGGCGCGGUGGCUGUCCAGAGCGCAGGGACAGGGACGGUUCGUGGUUUCUUUUCUCAGCCGGAACUUUGUCGAGAAUCGUCUCCAGAACGCGAGGACAGGCCAGCGGUGUCGGCGACGGGCGAGGCGCCAGAACAGAGUCUUUCUGUCCGGAUCGACUCCUCUGUCGACGUGGACGCUUCUCAACGCGCCGAGCGGUCGCGUCCUCCUGUCUCCUCGCUCGCCGCUUGUGGAGCAUGCCCGCCGCCGUCGGCGCAUGCGCCAGAACAGGCUGCACUGCCUUGUGUAAGUCCUCUGUCGACCGAAGAUUCUUCCAAGUCGUCGUCUCUCCGGCACUUCCGUCGUCCCCCUCUCUCUGCGUCUGCGGAUGCUUCUUUUUCCUCGUCUUCUUCCUCUCUGUCACUUCCUUCUUCGUCCUCUUCGUCCUCCUCUUCUUCCGCGGUUGCUUCCUCUUCCUCUUCUUCUUCUUCCGCGUUUGCUUCCGCGGCUCUCGCGUUCUCGUCGUCUGCCUGUUCGCCGUAUUCCCCUUCACCGCGUCGACCGGCGUUUCCAAGCAGCCUCGGCGGCUUUUCGCCUCACUCGCCUUUCUCUGUGCGGAGUCACGGGAGCGCACUGUCUGCAGAUCUGUCGCCGAAGGCUUCGACUCCUCUUCACCCCGAUGUAUUUCUGAACUUCGUCGACUCCGCUUUCCUCAUCUUUCCGAGCACCAGAGAACAAACGCGCGCGACAGCUGAGGAGAUGCUCCAGGCAGCGCAGCGAGAGGCCGAACAUGGCGGCGAAGGCGAGCGAGAAAACGUUGAAGGAGACGGAGGAGGAGAGAGAGCGAAAGGCGAAGCAGAGAAGGGAGAAGGAGAGAAGGGAGAAGCAGAGAAGGGAGAAGCAGAGAAGGGAGAAGGAGAGAAGGGAGAAGCAGAGAAGGGAGGGAAGAACAAAAGAGGAACUGCAUGCGCGGAGCAAGGAGAGAGAGAAGACGUGACUUCGAAGCGAAGGCGGCUUGGGGCGACACACGAGACUUCUGGCUCGACGGAAGUCGCAAGGUCGGAGGAAGAAGAGAGAAAACUCGGCAAAGGACAGAAAGCGCGCGAGGCAAGGACGGAGACAGCAAGCACAGGAUCUGCUUCUCUCAUUUCUGUGAGUGGAGCUGCAUGCGUCGAGGGCUCUCGGCUGGACUCUGGACAUUCGCGCGUCUCUCAAGACGGCCGAAACGCGUCCUUCGCUCGAUCGCCUCUGUGCGGCCGCGACCUGCGCAGUGCCAUCUCGGCUGUCUGUACGCCCCGCAUGUUCCCUGCCUGGCCUGGCGACGAAGCGCCUUCUCCCGGCUCUUCUCUGUCUUCUCCCGUCCAGUCGCCUCCCUCAGGACGGGCGUGGAGAGGCAGAGGUGACGCGCGAGCAUUCGCAGACUGUCUCCGACUCGAGGCGCAGCGACUCGCGGAGGCGGCCAAGAAAAGAGACCUCAUGCAUCUCCUCCGCAGCACCAGCCUCGAACUACCACACCUCAACCGCCACGGAGUCUCCCUCAUCUACGGUCCGCGAGUUCCUGGGGACGACGGCUUCGAUUACAGAGUUGUUUACUGGGGCGAGACAGCUGCCUGUUCUCCCGAAGAAAAAGUUAGAAAUCAAAUGCGCGCUCAAGCCUUUCGAGAACGCAUUCGGAACCUCGCGCUUCAGUCUCCGGACGGGCUCCUGACGGUCCAGCAGCUUGUUCUCGACCUGGACAUCAACAUGAGCAGAGGCUGGAUUCACUACGCGAAACUGGUUCUCGCUGGGAACAGCAGCGGCGAGAGAGAGAGAGAGAGUGACGACGAGACCAGGUGCUUCGACCUGCUUGCUGUUGCGAGUUUCUUCUUCUCGCGUCAAUUCGCCCGUGUUGGCAGUGACACCGCGUCUGUCGCUCUGACUGAAAGAAACGCGAAAUGCUUUUCUGGGAUCGGUUCGCCUCUUCCAUUUCGGUCUCUUUUUCUCUCUCCGUCACUCGUCUGCUGUCUCUUCCCUCGUCACGCUUCCCUGUGCCUCUCUCUUCUCCGUCAUAUCUCUCAGGAACGAUCCGUACACCGAAUUUCUGUUGCGUCGACCUCGUAACGAGUCUUCCUCUUCUGCCUCUUCAGCCUCUUCUUCUGUUUCCUCUUUUGCCUCUUCUUCUGUUUCCUCUUCUUCCUCUUCUUCUGUUUCCGCUUCUUCCGCAUCCUCAACUGCUUGUUGAGUCGACGCGCUUUCCAAGACGCGAGUGCAGACACCGUCUGGAGGGUACAAGCUUCUCACGUUCAGUCGCCAGUUCCGCGCAGACGUAUUGUCGACUUUUUUUCUCUGUGCACCGAACGACGAGAUGAUGGAUGACGUUUAGGAGCUCUUCCAGAGAGUCCUCCGGCGGCGGCAGACGCACUGAAGAAGGUCCGCGACGCAGGACACUGACUUCUGUGGGAGGCGCUGUUUCCGGCGCGCGUGUAGACAUUUGAAUUCAGAAUCAAAGUAAGUCUUUUGUCAGGUGCAGGUCUGCCUGCCCUCGCGGCUUUCGUCUCCUCAACUUCUGUUUCGUUAUUCCGCGUCGCCUCUCGUGCUUUGAACUCCUUGCGACUCCUGGGGACGGACACAGCGCAGGUAGAUUUAGACUCUGUGUCUGGGAACCAGGUUCCCUGUUGGAGAACCGCGAUUUGAAGAGACACAACAUUUAUCUGACAGCGAACGUGGUAUCGACCGUGCAGAGAAACAUUUCAAGUUUUCGUCUGUUCCCGGCAAAACCUUCGGUCGCAUGCAUGCAGUUCCGC
This is a messenger RNA of Toxoplasma gondii ME49, 4166 nucleotides long. RefSeq lists its product as hypothetical. The record is from RefSeq and is a predicted model, not a curated record. The transcript is spliced from 4 exons. NCBI's taxonomy places the organism in Eukaryota, Apicomplexa, Conoidasida, Eucoccidiorida, Sarcocystidae. Bases 817 to 3483 code for a protein of 888 amino acids.